AUGAAUAAUCAAGUAAUCUCAGAAAAAGGUUUUAGACUUAAAGCUCCAUUCUGGCCACAUGCAGUAAUUUUUUUUGGAUUUUUUGAAUUUUUUAUUACAACAUGUGUAAUGACAAUAUGUUGGAAAUUUUAUUCGAUAUCUGCUAAUAUUCUUCCAACAAUGUUUAUAAUAUUUCAAAAUACAGUUAAAAGUAAUAAUUUAGCUGGAAGAAAUGAUUUUACAUGGACACCGGAAAUGGAAAAUGAAUUGUUAUCUUAUCAAAAUGGUUUAAUUUAUGUAUAUGUUGUUUCAGUUUUUGUAGUAUUACUUACAAUGAUAUAUGUUAGUAGUCAAUUUAUAUCAAUAGAAUAUAAUAAUGAUCCUGAUAAAACAUAUCCUUAUUGUAUGGAUCAUAAAAUGAUAAAUAUUGUUUCUGCCAUUCUUUUAAUUAUAUUUAUUUUUAUUAAUUUUUCAUUGAUUACAUAUCUUUGGAUUAGUUGCGCAAAACCAUAUGCAUUGUUUCAUGAAAAAUAUUAUAAUGCCAUCCAUGAAGAAUCAUUGUGGGAUUCAAUUGUUGAAAAAUAUAAUUGUAUAAAUGAUGAAGAUAAAGAAGUUCAUAAAUCUCAGAGAUGUGAUACAAUUGUAAGCAAAACAAUAAUUCCUCAAAUAUGGUUAGAUAUUAUGUUUUAUUCCUAUGGAAUUUUACACUUAUUUGCUUUCAUUAUUUUUGGUUUUAUGAAUCAAAGUAAGUUAUUUUUCUAA
This is a messenger RNA of Strongyloides ratti, 741 nucleotides long. RefSeq lists its product as hypothetical. The transcript has 4 exons. The record is from RefSeq and is a predicted model, not a curated record. NCBI's taxonomy places the organism in Eukaryota, Metazoa, Nematoda, Chromadorea, Rhabditida, Strongyloididae. The coding region runs from base 1 to 741 and encodes 246 amino acids.